CUUUGAUUCAACAUGCCUCCUCAUCACAAAACGCCAAACACAAGAACAUCUUCCCAAUUAACUGAAAACCCUUCCCAAUUAACUGAAAACCCUUCGAAAUCAACCAAAACCGCUUCGAAAUCAACCAAAACCGCUUUGCAAUCUGAUCCUAGCCUGACCCAAAGGUCCCUUGAAACCAUCAACAAGCCUUUGAUUUCUCACACAGCAGCCCUCGACAACAUCCAUUCAAAAGACACUAUCAAAUUCAAAUCAAAUCCUAUCAGCAAACCUCAAAAACGAUCUCGAUCUCAAACAGAAUCUCGAUCUAGAUCUCAAUCGCUUUUGUAUUGUGAUGAUGAAAACAAUGAAGUCAAAAACAAGAAUGAAAACGAAGAAGAUGAAAAUGAAGAAGAUGUAAACGAAGAAGAUGAAAACGAAGAAGAUGAAAACGAAGAAGAUGAAAAUAAUGAAGACUUAGAAUACAUUGAAAAGACUUUUGAAGAUAAUGAUGAUGAGAAUGACAUUUCGAGAUCACAUCAACGUGAUCAAUCAGCCAGCGCAUUCACCCAGGCAGCUGAUAGCAUGCCUGGAAUCGAUCAAAGCCACAUUGACAUGGCAAGAGCUUUGUCAUAUAUUGGUGAUACAAAUCAACAUGCGAUCCAUAAUGGCUUGUUUCUCUCCAAAUUACAUCAAGAUAUCCUUGAUGGUCAAAUCAGUAUCCGUAACGAACUCUUGGAUCGAAUCGACUCAAUCAAAGAUGAGAUUUC
Molecule: messenger RNA, 746 nt
Organism: Melampsora larici-populina 98AG31
Lineage: Eukaryota; Fungi; Basidiomycota; Pucciniomycetes; Pucciniales; Melampsoraceae
Exons: 4
Source: RefSeq, a predicted model, not a curated record